GACCCCAUUUAAGGGCUAACUGCCACUAGAGAAGCAUCUCUGUUUGGAGAUAGUGAUCUUUGGAGUUUUUGCUGUAAGCCGAGGAUGUAGUGAUAUCCAGCUCAGAGGCAGAGCCUAAGCAGUCCAGGAGAAGUUCUGCAUCCAUAACACCUAAGAAGGAUGUGACACCAUAGUCCACAGGAUCUUUCUUCUCUUACAUAUUCCUUAAAGAAACCAGAGAGAAAGCAUUUGUGUUGCUUGUGAGGAUUCUCCAGCUCAUCUUCAACUCAGUCAUUCACAUCCAUGGAAAAAAUGGCGAGAAUAUGUUCUGUUUACUUCGGCAUUGUCAUGCAAGCAACCGAGGAAACACGAGAUGAUGACCUCUUCGCUUGCUCUCCUCGUUCCUGCCAGACCACCAUCUCCUCUUCACUCCCUUCACACACAAGCUCUGCAUCAUCCACCUCCUCCAGGUCCGGUUCCGUAACACAGCCUGCAGCCCGCCACUCCCGACCUUUCCCUCAAGGGCGCCGACAGCUGUGAACCCCCACUGCCCCCGCUCCUUCUCCCUCCCUCUUUCGUUUGUUCUCUAGUGAAAUUACAUCUCCUCUGAAGGAGCACACACUGAGUUGGGCGGCGCUGGGCAGUCACUCAGCUCCUGGUUUGGUUGCCCCGGUGCCCCGCUACGGCGCGACACUGCUGCAGUGACGCCGCCGGGCGCUCUGCAGGCUCUGCGGAGCUUUGUGUCCACGCUGUGGGAGCGAACCGGGCUCCGGCAGCCGUGGGGGCAGGCCGAUGCGGGGGUUGGGCUUAAGAGCGGGUAAGGGGAGGUUUUGUGCGCGCUCCGAGGGGACGAGAAGGCGGUGGCAGCAGGGAGAGAUCUGUUCGGAUUACUGAGCCGUCGGCUCCCGAGUUUCCCCCGAACCUAUUUGGCCGCACCACAGAAACUGCGGGCCGUGAACACCAUGGCUAGCGAGAUCGACAACCUGAACAGCCACGAAGCAAAGACGGUAUGCGAGGCGUUGGGGCGCUAUGAAGACACGUUGCGAGGCGCUGUUCGGGAGAUCCAUGUGGACAUUCAGGUGUUCAAGCAAGGCGUGAGUCGGCAGGUGGAUGAGGUGCUGCGCCUCGCUAGCCCCCUGGCUCGCACCGUCUCAGAGCUGCAGCAGGAGAACCAACGCCUGAGGGUGCAGCUGGAGCGUCUUGCUCGGCAGGUGGAGGCCCUUAGCCGGUCGGCGGGACUGCCGCAAGAGUGGCAGGAGGAGGCAGAGAGGAGCCCUCCAGGUGUGGGACCCAGCUCUCCAGUGCCGGCUUUUUCUGCAGACAGGUUCUCCACCCUUGCGAAGCUAGCAGUGUCUGGUCGGAGCCAAAGUGUAGACCUGGAUGACCACCACAAACCUGAGUUUAGAAGAGUUUGUAGUUCUUCCAUCAUUGAAAAUGGGCAUCAGUCUUCAUCAGGUCAGGCAAAAGCCUCCCAUGAGCUGACCUCUUCUUAUAUGUCAGACUCUUCCCCUGAGGCCCAUGCUCCUGUAAUGACCUUACAGAUGCCCCACCUUCCUGUUACUGCAGUAACCAGAACAUCAGAGAAGUUUUCAGGAGAAACCGUUCAUUCAGCAGGAACAACUAGUGCAUCCACUGGCCUGCUUGGACAAAACCAGAGCAAAAAUGAGAUGGCAUUGAAAACUUCUAACCAGUCAGUGAAUGCCACGUCUGUCACUAAGCCUGUCUCUACUGCAAGCUAUGAAGCAAGUAGUGGAAACAAAACUGGUGAAAGUGCAACUGAUAGUUACUGUGGUGUGACACCCAAGCCUCACUCCUCUCCUCCUACUGUACAUCGUCAAGUUGAAAGAAGGCGAGAACUGGUACGGUCUCAGACGCUUCCACGAACUACAGGAACACAGGCCAGGAAAGCACUUUUUGAGAAAUUUGAGCAAGACAGUGGAAAAGGAAAAGGACAAUCCAGACCUAAACUGAAGAGAUCACAGAGUUUUGGGGUUGCCAGCGCUAGCAGCAUUAAGCAAAUUUUGUUAGACUGGUGUCGCUCAAAAACCAUAGGAUACAAGCACAUUGAUCUCCAGAACUUCUCCUCAAGCUGGAAUGAUGGGAUGGCAUUCUGUGCUCUUGUACAUUCUUUCUUUCCUGAAACUUUUGAUUAUAAUAAGCUUGAUCCAGCUAACCGCAAGCAGAACUUUGAGCUGGCUUUCACCAUGGCUGAGAAAAUGGCUCACUGUGAUCGUCUGAUAGAAGUGGAUGACAUGAUGAUGAUGGGCCACAAGCCAGAUCCCAUGUGUGUCUUCACUUAUGUCCAAUCUCUGUAUAAUCAUCUACGACGCUUUGAGUAAAACCAUCACCACCCAUCCAGCCAGAAUGAUCAAGUAUAUUAUGCUAAUGGGAAGACUGACAUUUUGCAAAUAGAACACUGUUAGUUCUUGCAAGCAUGUGGACAGUGAAAAGCAUUCAAUUGUAUUUGCUGACUGAAGUGUUGCUGAGCAGUGCCUAUGUACUUUUGGUGCUAAUAGUAGGUUUAAUUUUUAAUAUUCUUUCAAAGGUUACAGGAAGCUAAAUCUCAGCUCCUGUCUCUGUUAGAAUUACAGAAUGGCUUGGGUUGGAAGGGACCUUAAAGAUCAUCUAGCUCUAAUCCCACCGCUGUGGGCAGGGUUGCCACUCGCUAGAUCACGUCGCUCAAAGAUUCAGCCACCCUGGCCUUGGAUACUUCUGGGAAUGGGGCAUCCAAAACUUAUCUGGGAAAUCAGUUCCGGUACCUCGCUGUCUUCAUGGUAAAUAAUUUCUGCCUAAUAUCUAAUCCAAAUCUCUACCCUCUUUUGAUAGGGUAACUCCUUGUCCUGUUGCUACAUUACUGGGCUAGAAACAGUUUUAUACGCUGACAAGUAAUUCUGCUAUGAAGAUGUUCCCUCCUAAAAAUACAGGUAAAACUCUAGGAGGCAGCUACUUCACUUCCACUUCUUUGCUCAGUAUACCACAGAAGUAAUAGACAGACAAGAAAAAUCCUGUUUAGCAAAUUUAGCAAUAUUACCCCUCCACCAUCUCCAUCCCACUUCAGUGAACGUGUGCAUGCACACAUGCGCAUGUGAAAUAGGCACUAUUCUAAGCUCUGGAGAGCAGAGGUCCAGCAUGGACAGGAAUGAAGCCUUUACAGCUUGUUCAGUCCCCAUGUUCUCUCUCUAAUGUGGCCAGGCAGUGUUCCAAAAAAAAGUGUGAAAUACGUGGGAACUCUAAAAUGCCUUGGGCUAGUAUCUGGUUUCAAUUAAAUUAAUGUUAAAUCAACAGUGUCUCCAUCAACUAGAGUGGGUUUGCGUCAGAAUUGCUAGACAUAAAGUUCAUGUUUUAUCUUUUCUGAUUUUCUGUUUGCUAAAUCAACAUAGCUUUGUUCUCCCAUUGAACACUGUAAACAAAAACACUAAAUAAGCUUUUUUUUUUUUUUCUAGGGCUUUUUAAUGUAUUUCUAUUCUAAGAAUAGUCUAUAUAAAGUAAAAACAGCCAGCCACAAGCCCUCAACUCAUGCUAGAGAAUGGGUUUUUAACCUGCAUUUAUUUAUGCUCUUUGUAGAUAGUUACAAAGAUGACUUUGGCUCUGUGUUGAUGACAGUUUAUAAUAAAACAUAUAAAAUGUUCUUUAGAAUUACUGCUUCUUUAUAGAAGGAUUUUAUUUUAUCCUUCCUUUCCAGUGAAGUUUACUUAAGAAACCAUGAAUGAAGCAACCGCUUUAUCAGACAAAGUCUGAAAAGAAAAAAACAUGUAAAGGUAGAGUAUAAGCUAACUGCUGAAGAGCUGGAUCACCAAAAGCUGUCCACAAUGUGCCUAGCCUGUUUCUACAACAUGCUGGAAACAGCUUGAAAGCAUGUUUUAAAUGUGCAUCUUAGUAUGUUUCUGAAAGAUAUGUGAUUAAACUAGUAGUAAUCCCAGGCACUGCUCAUACAGGUUUAGUGCAAGUGGACAGAGGACAGGCAAGGUGUUUGUAAUGUGUCUGCCAUUGUCUUUGGUUCCUAACUUUCUUGAAUGAUCAUAGUUCUGAUGAAUAAAUUGUUCCAACAAACGCUCUGUAAACUAGUUGUGUUUUGGAGAAAUGAUCAAAUUAGGCACAAUGAGAAAUGAGUCUGCAGUAGGUAUGUGAUGUGCAUAUUUCCAUUCUUAUAGCAGAAUAUUUUUCAUUGACUAGCAGAGCCAAGUUCCACUGCAGCUAUAUUACUGGCAGCAGCAGCUUUAUACAUUUAAUUUGUACACAGUCUCAGGUCAUGAAUGAUUGUCCUGUGUGAUUUGAGUGCUGAGGACAUGGUUAAGUGCUUGGCCAAUUUUGGUCUAGUAGCAAAUAAUUAUAAAAAAGGAAAUUCUAGGCAUAAGUAGUUUUGCCAAUUCAUUAAGGGGAAUUAAGGCUUUUGCUACAGUUUAGCUUGUUCACAUUUACCCAAAAGCUAUUUGUGCAGUUUCCAAAAUUUCUCCCAUUUUAAAGAGACAAUCAUAAAGGUAUCUUGCCAGCUGGGGAGUAGAAGACAGGUUUUAACUCCUGAUGGUUUGUAUAUAAGGACAUGAUAGAUAUGGUAUUAUCGCAUAGUUACAGAAAAGUACAGUGCACUAAAAUGCAUUAGAGAAUGCCUGAUCUAUAAUAUAUAGCCUGGAUGAGCUUGUAUGAUUAAAUUUAAUAAUGUAUGUAAAGUAUGCCCCUGAUGUUUUUUUAGUGUUUCUAGUUAAAAGUAAUACAGUGUGUAUGAAUAUGAUGGUAAAUGUGUUUAACAUGAAUGACAAAGGAACAAUAUAUUAAGUCAGCAUAUUGUAUUUUACACAGAUGGAGUGUCUUGGAUUUUUUUUUUUUACAGUUUCUGCACUGUAUCCAAUAUCCAGUACUAUCUCAGUUUGUUGGCAUCUUUAUCCUACUUCUAAAGUCUGGAUCAAUUUUUUUUUUUAAUGUCAGAUUUUCAAAAUACUCCUAGCAGAGCCAUUACCUACUGUUUAGGUGAUUAUAUUUUUCCUUGUUAAAACUUUCAAAACCCUCACACUUUCAGCCUUUAAACACAUUUUGUUCUCUUUAGUCAGUGUUGUUGUUUACAAGCCAUUUCUGAGCAGUUUUGCCUUAGAACAUAGCACUGAAAUAAACUACAUGCCGGAGGAUUAACCUACAAA
Molecule: messenger RNA, 5111 nt
Organism: Tympanuchus pallidicinctus (lesser prairie-chicken)
Lineage: Eukaryota; Metazoa; Chordata; Aves; Galliformes; Phasianidae
Gene: SMTNL2
Product: smoothelin like 2
Exons: 11
Coding region: 942-2318 (458 amino acids)
Biological process (GO): positive regulation of vasoconstriction; actin cytoskeleton organization
Cellular component (GO): I band; M band; filamentous actin
Molecular function (GO): protein phosphatase 1 binding; tropomyosin binding
Source: RefSeq, a predicted model, not a curated record